CCACCUUCUCAAGUUUCCAGCCCAUUCUGAGAGUCCUACCACCUUCCUUACACGUUAAAGACGGACCUGCUUUACUGAAAAUUAAAAAAGAAGAAAACUAAAACAGUGAUUCACAACCAAGGAUACUUUAAGAGGACCUUUUUUUUUGCAGAAAAUGUAGAAAGACUUCAAAUGUAGUGUUAUCAAAAGGUUAAAAUAAUCCCUUUUUAAUUAUUUUUUUUUCUCCACGAGUAGUAUACAUACUUUACAAUUCAGAGUAGAAGUUAGUAUAUGAUUUUUAUUUUAUUGUUUUGAAAUACCAAUGUAUUCAUUCAGAUAAUUAACAGUAAAAGGUGUAAUUGUGUGAAAUAUUAAAAUUGAAAAUUACUUUUAAUUUAAAACAUUUGUAUAUCAUAUAUGUUCAGCCAUCCAACAUGAGAAAUCAGAAAUCAUUCUAAUAAUGCUGAUUUGAUGCUCAGGAAAUAUUUAUUAUUAUCAGUGUUGAAAACAGUUUUAAUAAUCAUAAAUAAAUUUCCUUAGUAUCAAAACUUGAAAAAAAAAAAAAAAACUAGAUCAUGUGUUUUAUUGAAGGGAGAUCCUGCAACAGUUUAAGUACUGAUUGGGUGAAUAGUUUGUAUUGACAGUGCUAAAUGAUUUCAAAUAUCUAGUGAGUUGAUUUUUGGUUUGGUGGCAGUGCAGAUGUAACGUUACCGAUAGGUCUGUAGUACUAUAACAGCCAGAGGCUUGGAAAGCACUGGCCGGUGUGUUGUUUCCGGAGGCAGGCGCUCUCGAUCGCUGCUGGACUGUGGCAUCCCAAUAAAAUGCGCACGUCACUGCUCUGAUGUUUAACGAAUCAGCGCGCUCAUUGGAAAAUCAUGUUUUCCCCAAAUCAGAACGUCUUGAUUGGACCGCGCAGGUGACGCCCACAAACACACAAGGUGGAGUUUAAUUAUUUAACGAGACAAAAAGAUGUAGCUGUCAGACUGAAUAUACCAAAAAGAUGUUUAAAGUACACAACAGUAGCUCACUUCUAACAUCAUGCAUGCACGUGGGGAGUUUGAGUGAAUUCAAGAAAACUGCUUUUCUUUCUUUAUUUAAAAGCAUAAAUCAAAACAGAAAUCACUCUGGAACAUAUUCAAUCAAAUUCACUAUUUAUAAAAACUUCAUAUGGUCAUCACGGCUACACAAAAUGUGUUCAAAACAAGCCCGAGAGGCUACAUGCGCAUGCAGGUUUGAGAGCGCCGAGUUUAUAAUCCAAAUGGAAGCGAGACCCAGGCGACCCAUUCGUGAUGAGAGCAGCUAUAGCAGCGGAGAGAUUGAAAAUGCGGAUGUCUCUCUGGAAAGAGAAAUGAGCGGAUCGAGAGAGCUGCGCGCUGACUGGAAGGAGAGCGAGAGAGAUGGAGGCGGGGGGAAGUCUCUCAGCUCUGCGGGGACUGGAGCGCCCGUGCCCUGGACCGGCGGCGCAGUGCUGGCUAACAUUCAACCCUCCCCUUGUUCCACCACCAGUUCCACACACAAGCAGCGACAGUUUUUCAAGCCUUUGAAGACCCUGCUGCCAUACGGCUGCACAAACCGUCCUCUCACCCCGCAUUCCUCGCCACUCGAAAUCGGGGUAAACCACCGGAUUUCUUCACGCGUGAUUCCACACAAUGAAUGGAGAAAUGGACCCCACUGCUAAAGAACCCGUUUGGGAGCAGGAUGACCUGUUGAAGCUGUUGGAAUGCAUGAAGGUGAACCUGCCAGAAAAAGAUCUGUCGAAGUACAAGACGUCCGAGUCCCAUUUGGACUGGGAGAAAGUGGCUUUCAACUCCUACUCUGGGGAGAUGUGCAAACAGAAAUGGCAGGAAGUUUCACGUGAGAUUCGCAAAUUCCGCACCCUUACUGAGCUGAUCGUAGACGCGCAGGACUACGUCAAAAAUCCGUACAAAGGAAAGAAGCUGAAGAAACACCCAGACUUCCCUAAAAAGCCGUUGACACCGUAUUUCCGUUUCUUUAUGGAGAAGCGUGCCAAGUACGCUAAACUACAUCCAGAGAUGAGCAACCUAGAUCUCACAAAAAUCCUGUCCAAAAAAUACAAGGAGCUCCCAGAGCGUAAAAAAGACAAAUAUGUGAAAGACUUUCUAAGAGAAAAGGAGACUUUCAUGCUCAGCAUGAUGAAGUUUAAGCACGAUCAUCCCGACCUUCUAGAGAAUGUUAACAAGAAGUCCAAUGGUCCAGAGAAGCCCAAGACGCCCCAGCAGCUGUGGUACUGCCAUGAGAAGAAGGCCUUUCUCAAAGCACACCCAGAUGCGACUACCAAAGACAUCAAGGACUGUAUUGGCAAGCAGUGGCCACAGCUCUCAGACAAGAAGAGGAUAAAGUGGAUCACAAAGUCUUUGGAGCAGAAGAAACUGUAUGAGGAGAAAAUGCGCGAGUAUAUCCAGCAGCACCCGGAGAUGCACAUGACGGAGGAGAACAUCGUCAAAUCCACUCUGACCAAAGCAGAGCGACAUCUCAAGGACAAGUUUGAUGGGCGGCCAGACAAACCGCCUUCUAAUGGUUACUCUAUGUUCUGUGCUGAGCUGAUGUCCAGUAUGAAAGACGUUCCCAGUACAGAGCGUAUGGUCAUGUGCAGCCAGCGCUGGAAAGUCAUCAAACAGAGUGAGAAAGAUGCCUACCAAAAGCGCUGUGAGCAGAAAAAGAAAGAAUAUGAAGUUGAGAUGAAUCGUUACUUAUUAAGCAUCUCCGAGGAGGAACAGCAGAGAAUCCUGUCAGAACAGAAGAUGGGCAGCUUUAAAAGAGGAGGUGGAGGCAGUAGUCCCGCUUCCAAAAAGAAGAGCUCACAAGCAAAGUCCAGUGCAGAGAAGCCCAAGCCUCCUGUGUCUGCCAUGUUUAUUUUCUCUGAGGAGAAGCGCCCAAAACUUCAACAGGAAAGGCCUGAUCUUUCUGACAUGGAGCUCACCAGACUACUGGCCCGCAUGUGGAAUGAUCUUACUGACAAGAAGAAGGAGAAGUAUAAAAACCUGGAGAUGACGCUGAAGGCAGAGUCGGAAAAACAGAGCAAAGAGGACAAAGGGAAACUACCAGAAACGCCCAAAACGGCUCAGGACAUCUGGCAACAAAGCGUUAUCGGAGACUAUCUUGCCCGAUUCAAGAAUGAUCGAGUGAAGGCUCAAAAAGCCAUGGAGGGCACCUGGAACACCAUGGAGAAGAAAGAGAAGCUCAUGUGGAUCAAGAAGGCAGCAGAGGACCAGAAGAGAUAUGAAAGGGAGCUGAGCGAGAUGCGAUCUCCUGCCCCAGUCUUCACCCCUGGGAAGAAAAUGAAAUUUGAGGGUGAACCUAAGAAGCCACCCUCGAACGGUUAUCAGAAGUUCUCUCAGGAGAUGCUGUCAAACGGCGAGCUGAAUCAUCUGCCCAUGAAAGAGCGCAUGGGGGAGAUCGGAGGCCGCUGGCAGGCGCUCGCUCAGAAGGAGAAGGACCGUUACAAAAGACUGGCAGAAGAGAAACAGAGGCAGUACAAAGGGCUCCUCGAGGACUGGCUUGCGAGUUUAUCAUCACAAGAGAGAGUUGUUUAUAAAGAAUAUAAUUCUCUGAAACGGAGGAGCACAGCAAAACCAGGUGGGACCGCUGCGAAAGCGAAACCCAAGGCCAAACAGUUGGAAGUGGAAGAGGAUGACGACGAUGAUGAUGAAGAAGAGAAGGAAUCUGAUGACGGAUCAUCCUCCGAUGAUGACAGCGAUGAUGAUGACGACGACGAUGAUGAUGAUGAUAAUGACGAAGACAUUGAGGACGAAGAGGUUGAGGAUAAAGAGAAUAAAUCGGAAAGCAGCAGCAGCGCUUCCAGCUCUGACGAUUCAUCGGGCUCAGACUCGGACUGAGCUCACAGACUGCCAGACAUGCUGUGAACUGAGCCAUGAGCCGGGGGUCUGAGCCUGCUCUGCACUGAGCUCUUCUCACCACAGGAGGGGCUCACCCCGCUGUCACACCUCUCACACACUCUUUUAUUCUGUUCUGUUCUCCCCUGCACUUCUGCUUUUAUUUGUAACUCCCUCGAUGAAUUGGCUCGGCAGGUUUUAAAGCAUUUUAGGCAACGUGUACGAGGAUGUAUGGUCUAAAUUCCUCCCAACACUGAAGAAAGGGUGCAGUGCUCUGCUGUUGGCUUGUAGUAGCGGUGAAGCGUUAUUAGGAAGACCCGUGUUUGUUUUAGAGGACAGAGAGAGCACCAGGUGCCAUUUUCUUUUCCGUGAAUGAGCCAAAGAGUCUCUUAGUUUCACAGAUUAUUUCGGGAGGUACAGGGGACCAAAUAAUUGCACUCUGAAGAAUGUUUGCUUUCUUUUCUUCUGUCUGUACCUCUCCUGUUCUUCCUCUCCCUUCUCAGCUCCCUCCAUUUUGGCUUUGGUGUUUGUCUUUGCUUUUUCGGUUCAAAACAUUGUGGUAUUUUCAGGAACAAUGAAGCCAUUUUGAAUGUGGCCGCAUGGCCCCCGCUGGUCUCGCACGCGGUUCUUGUUCAGCAGGCGUUUGUGUGCUGCCUUUACCUGCUCCUGAUGAGGGGUUCAUGGUGAAAAUGGACUAUUUAUUUUUGUCCUGUUUUAGGAAUGCUGCCCGUGACGGGUUUGAGUUUGCUGUUCGUUCAGAUAAUAAAACCGACUGAUGUUACAUAACGAGGAGGACUUGUUUAUCAGUUAAUUGUUUGGCAACGCAAGCAAUGUUCUCGCAGAAAUAUGCUUGUCUUGUUUUUGUUUUUUUUUGUGGAUAGGGCACCAACAUAUUUCUCUCAUUUGUUAAUAAUGGUUAUGUGUUGUUUGAAGCUGACUUUUUAGUUUCUCUUUCCAACCAUUUUAUUUGGUGCUCCAAAGAACUGAUUUUCUUUUUAAAAACGGUAUGUUUUAAAUAUGCAUGGAUGUGAGUUACCCCACAAUUCAGUGCACUUAUGAUGGAGUCCCUUGCUCACAAGCCCUGUGUGUUUGUUUUUUCAGUAUUCUUCUUUCUGCAUUUCACUCAUUCGCCCAUAACCUCAACCACUUCACAGGUCUUUCACGCACCAGCUCAAGGAAUGUAAUGGAGAUGUUUUAUUUAAGAGAGGGAUAGCGUUAUUUGUUAUGCGUUCGUGUGUGUCUGUGUAUAUAUAUGAGCAGUUUUGAGGGUGACUGGUAUAUUCUCUCAUUCCAAUGCUCUGGCCUGAAAUGGCAACUAAAUGUAGUUAAACCCACAACCCAGCGUCCUCUGCUGAGCUACCACCUUUUACUCAGUAUUUUUAUGCAGCCCUCAAUUUAAUCGGGGCAAUGUAAGUGAUUUUUUUUUUCCUCUGUCUAAAAUGUUGAGCCUUGGUAAUUUGCAUAUAAAGACACGUGUAUAAUUAUUAUUAUUAUAUAUUUUUUAUUUUUUGUGUGUGUGUGUGUGUGUGUGUGUGUGUAUUUGCUGUACCAGACAUGUGACCUUUAUUCUAGGCACCCGAAAUAAUUAAGGCCUGUAUCAUGCAAAAAGUUGUGUUCUUUCAGUUUGAGAAACAAAUUUGAUUCUAGAUGAUUUGAAUGAUGGGCCGGGAUAAAAAAAACUCCUGUGGACCUUUCAAGAUUUCUUAAUAUUUUAUAGGAUUUUGAGUCACGCAAAUAGAUUUGGGUUGGGUUCAGUGCUGUUGUAAGGUAUUUGUACAUAUAGCUUUCUCUUUUUCCUUUUUUUUUUGCUUUGUAAUGAGUGAACAUUAUUGCGUUUUGUAUUUUCGGUUGGCUAAGCAAUAUUCUGCUAUAGCCAAAAUGAGUGUGUUUGUCAAUUAGGGACAUGUUUUUAAUUUGGUAAGGUUUAGUUUUUAUUUUAUUUUUUUUUAACCCCUUUCCAUGUUUGUUUAUUUGUAGAAAUGGCAAAAAAAAUAUAUAUACAUUUGUACUACAGAUUUGAAACAUUUGGACGUUUUCUAUAGCAAGAGAUGUUCUUUCCCUGCAAUUUACAAUUUGAGCAAAUAAACCUUCUCUUAAACAGAA
Messenger RNA from Carassius gibelio (silver crucian carp), 5936 nucleotides. Its product is annotated as nucleolar transcription factor 1. Bases 1629 to 3836 code for a protein of 735 amino acids. Lineage: Eukaryota; Metazoa; Chordata; Actinopteri; Cypriniformes; Cyprinidae. The record is from RefSeq and is a predicted model, not a curated record. The transcript is spliced from 22 exons.